Messenger RNA from Colletes gigas, 683 nucleotides. It is a transcript of the gene HINT1, whose product is annotated as histidine triad nucleotide-binding protein 1. Gene Ontology annotation, cellular component: cytoplasm; nucleus. Gene Ontology annotation, biological process: purine ribonucleotide catabolic process. The record is from RefSeq and is a predicted model, not a curated record. Bases 108 to 581 code for a protein of 157 amino acids. Gene Ontology annotation, molecular function: hydrolase activity. The transcript has 2 exons. Lineage: Eukaryota; Metazoa; Arthropoda; Insecta; Hymenoptera; Colletidae.
UACAUUGGACUCCUCUAAUCGUACAACUUAAUCAGGAACAAGUUAACUGUACUGUCAUCGAUAUUGUUAUGGAUUUGUGAAGUUCGAUGGUUUUGUGAAUACUCGAAAUGAAAUUCCCGUUGAAUUUCGCGAUAACCUUGUCCAAACGGUUACCGUACUUGCACACCAGUCUAAUAAGUCACACUCCAUGCUGGAGAAAAAUGGCGACCGAGGUAGAAAAGGCACAAACUGCAACUGCUGGAGGCGACACUAUUUUUGGCAAGAUACUUCGCAAAGAAAUACCUUGCAAUUUCAUUUACGAGGAUGAUCAGUGCGUUGCGUUUCAAGACAUCAACGGUCAAGCACCGGUACAUUUUCUGGUGAUUCCACGAAAACCAAUCCAGCAGCUCUCGAAAGCUCAGGACGAGGACGAAGCUUUAUUGGGGCAUUUAAUGAUAGUUGCUCGUAAAGUGGCAAAGCUACAAGGUCUCGAUGACGGUUUUCGUUUAGUCAUUAACGACGGGAAAGACGGUGCACAAUCCGUUUAUCACUUGCAUCUUCAUGUACUCGGUGGUCGUCAAAUGAAGUGGCCCCCUGGUUAAUGAAAUUCGCCGCGUUCGAUAAAAUUUUGUACGAAUUGUAAUUUGUGUUUAUAUAAUGUACAUUCUGUCACUAAUAAAGCCUUGAAGGAAAUACCAUAGGUU